This is a messenger RNA of Dovyalis caffra, 399 nucleotides long. The record is from the annotation of a GenBank genome assembly. Lineage: Eukaryota; Viridiplantae; Streptophyta; Magnoliopsida; Malpighiales; Salicaceae.
AUGGGUAGGCAAAAUGGUGAUGCCACUGCGGUUAAUUCCUCUAUAGCUCUUCUGCAAGAACGGUUUAGGGAACUACAGAGAAUAAGGGAGAAGAGACAGGAGAAAGAAAUUCUCAAGCUGUUCUCAUCACCAGAGUCUGAUCAAAGGGUUGCUCCAACCAUGCAUUUUGAUCAGCCUGCUUGCAAGUUGACCUUCCAGCCUGAUCAGAUGAAUAGACCAUCAACUUCUCAAGAUUCACUACUCUCCCUUGGACUUAACUCUCAAAGCAAUAAUAUGCAUCCAGAUUUUCGAGCUAUGAAGACUACUCCAUCAAGCUUAUGGCCCAACAGUACUGGAAACUCAGCAUCAUCAUCAAGGAAUUUUGAAAAUUCUGAUGUUGAUACCUCUCUUCAUCUCUAG